Messenger RNA from Corythoichthys intestinalis (scribbled pipefish), 5492 nucleotides. RefSeq names its product N-glycanase 1 (gene ngly1). The record is from RefSeq and is a predicted model, not a curated record. The transcript has 12 exons. Gene Ontology annotation, molecular function: peptide-N4-(N-acetyl-beta-glucosaminyl)asparagine amidase activity. Bases 545 to 2221 code for a protein of 558 amino acids. Gene Ontology annotation, cellular component: cytosol; cytoplasm; nucleus. Gene Ontology annotation, biological process: glycoprotein catabolic process; protein deglycosylation; protein quality control for misfolded or incompletely synthesized proteins. Lineage: Eukaryota; Metazoa; Chordata; Actinopteri; Syngnathiformes; Syngnathidae.
GUACUCACAACACUAUGGUUUACUGUCGAGGGACUUGAUCAAUGUUCGCAUAUCAACUAUCUGUCUUAUGGUGCCUGAUUUUAAACUGCAUGUCCAUGUUCCCGUUUUCGACAAGUUUAGUCAACAUAAAACCAUAUAUAUUUUGCUGCUCGAGCCAAACUGAGCUGACCUAUGUGCUCCAACGAUGGACUCAAUAUUCCACAAUGCACUGUAUGUAAACAAUAGACCAAGCACAGAUCAGCAAACUGAAGAGUAGACCAAUCAGAGAUCGUUGUCUGUAAUGGAAGCUUGCUAAUGAUUUUGUAAUGGGAAAUCUUUACACUUUCCCGACCUUGAAAUACCCAACGACGUUAAAUAAUAUUAAAAUGCAUACGAAAAUAUACUAUAAUCUUCAUAUCGAGACCUUUAAGUUUAGGAUUUCCCAGAUGCAUAUUUAUGAAAAAGGCAUCCUAAUGUGGAAAAAUAUAGAUCAAUACAUAUAGACAGUCCUACAUUCUCUGGUAAGCUGCUGCCUAUCAACGGUGCUGUGGAAUGCCUCUUUGAAAUGGGCUUUGUGGAGGCAGACACACAUUUGGUAUUUCCCAAGUCUGCAUCAUUGUACCAGCUGAAGAUAAUCAGAGAGUCCAUAGCUGCACAAAGAGCCCAGAGACUUGGUGGAGGGCAGCAUGACCACCUUUCGACUGAGGCGACUGCAGAAAGACAAACUUCAUCAGACUCGUCCCUUCUUGAUAAUCCAUCAUCACAGUCGAACAGCAAGGACUUCUUUGUGACUCUUCAGUCAAACUUCCAACGUGUUCUACUGUAUGAGAACCCUGAGCUUCAGCAGAAAGCCAGAACCUGCAUUCCUUACAAGCAACUGUCCUCUGCUGCUGAGCAGAAGCUGAAGUUGGCUAAGGAGGCUGUGACAGCUUGCAAACUAGGAAAAGAGGACUUCCUGGUGCUGGAGUUGCUAAGGUGGUUCAAAAAUGAAUUCUUCUCCUGGGUUGACUGUUUGCCCUGCAGCCAAUGCAGUGGCCCGACACAGAAUACUGGUUCACUCAGCCCUACCGUCAAUGAUCUACGCUGGGGUGCCACGCGAGUGGAGAACCACUACUGUGAAACCUGCCAGUUAUCCACCAGAUUCCCUCGGUACAACAACCCGGAGAAGCUUCUCACAACCAGAAAGGGACGAUGUGGGGAGUGGGCCAACUGUUUUACCCUAUGUUGCAGAGCUGUUGGCCUUGAGGCUAGGUACAUCUGGGACAGCACAGAUCAUGUAUGGACAGAGAUAUACUCCGUUUCUCAGCGCCGCUGGCUGCACUGUGACUCAUGCGAGAAUGUAUGUGAUAAACCUUUACUGUACGAGCUUGGCUGGGGGAAGGAACUUUCCUAUAUUAUGGCCUUCUCACGGGACCAGGUGGUUGAUGUGACAUGGAGGUAUUCCUGCAAACAUCAAGAGGUUAUGUCAAGAAGAACAAGUGUUCAUGAGACUUUGCUGCUGCAUGCCAUUAUUGGACUCAAUGCUUUGAGACAACGCUCCCUGAGUGUCGAAAGGAAAGGCGAACUGAACAAAAGGCUACUAAUCGAACUUGUUGAGUUCAUUUCUCCCAAAAAACCCAAAGAAGGCGAGCUGGGAGGACGCAUCUCUGGGUCUCUGGAUUGGAAGAUAGCAAGAGGAGAGGCCGGAGGUUCAAAUUCACAGGGCGCAGGCUACGUGUUCACGCCCACUGAUAAAGAGAGGCGGGACAAGUUCAUGCACGUGUUGUACAAUGCCACUAAAGAUCAAUACUGUCGAAUCUCCAAUGACUUUAAGGUCAUCCCCUCUUGGGAUCGAUGUGUGUGGAGGAAGGAAUCUGUCUUUAGGAAGGUGGAAAAUGACUGGGAGAUGGUAUAUAUUGCUCGAACUGAAGGCUCAUGUACAGGACAAAUCAGCUGGAAAUUCAACUUUGCUCCCGCGCAAUUAAGUGUACAGUCCGUUUCAAUCAGGGCCUGUACCCAAACUUUUAAUUGUGGGGAGGUCAACUGGCUCUUGCAAUCGGACACGAUAACAACUAACUUUAUUGGAGAUGGGAGCAUGAAGUCAUUCAAGUGUCUAAACGGCUGCCAUGAGUUCACUGUCACUGCCCUGCUCAGUGGCGGAGAAGGGAAUGCAUCAUGGCAACACUCCCAGCUCUUCAGACAGAGUCUAAAGGAGAAAGAGCAGUCUUCAUUUGAAAUUCUCAUUCACCUAAAAGACACAUGAAGAAUGAACGUAUUGCUCCGGUAUCAAGUUGAACUGCCAUAUCAAAUCUUGCUGGUAAAAGCAAUACCUACCUACUGUCAACAAAUGACCAAAUUAUAUUUCAAGAUGUGAAAAGCGGUUGCUUUGGCUAAAAUAGUACUAUGAUUGAUAAAAUGGUGCUCGGUGCUGGGAAUAGUGGCUUUUGUGAUGUAUUUCUCCACUGGUACACAGAAAAAAAUCAAUUCGGUGUUUUUUGUCAAUGUACAGUGGUACCUCGACAUUCGAUCCUUUCGACAUCAGAAUUUUCAUUUGUUUCGACAUGCUCAAAAUACAAUUUACAACAGCGUUGCAAUUUUAUUGUUUUGCCCCAAGACGGCAGCACAGCGGGGAGAAAUCCCAAGGUUAGUGCAGGUGGUCAAAAAAGGAAAAUGGUGACGCUUACCAUUGAAAUUAAGAUGGAAAUGAUGGAAUAUAUCUAUGAUCUCGACGGUCCUCCUCUGACCGCCAGUCUUUAUAAGUUGAGGUGGCAACUGGCAAUUAUUUUUAUUGUAGCAUCGUUAAGGAAGUCUGCUGCUUCGUCAGGGGUUUAAUCAUUUAUUUCAGAACUUGUGUAACACAACACAGCUACUGUCCGCCGUGGCUGACGCCAACAUCAACAGAACACGGAAAAAAAGUUAAAAACUGUAACGCGCCUCUCUCACUCUGUCGUCAGUCACACGGUGCAUUCAGGAACAGCAUGCAAAACUAGAACCCGAUUGGUUAUAUUACUAUUCCAAUUAGCAUUUAGAAUUUGUUUUGCUAUGUGUAAUUGUACCUGCAGUAUUUAUGAGGGAUUUAGCAUUGGUUUUCGGGCCGUGAAACAAAUUCAUCGAAUAAUAAUGCAUUCCUAUGGGAAAAUCCCACUCGACAUACGACCUUUUCGACUUUACAACUCAAGUCUUGGAACUAAUUAAAUUCUUAUGUAGAGGUACCACUGUAUUAACAUUUUUUUCGCUGGACAUAAUAAAGGUGGUGUCAGUCCCUUUAAAGCAGGAGUCCACAACCUACGGCAGCAGGCCCACCUACACAUUUUUCCUGCUGCCCUGAACAAUACCAGAGAUGCAAUAAGAAUUUUUUUUUUUCCCCCCAUCAGUCCAGCCACAUGUUUGAGGCUUCUACAUGCAUGGAAUGUGACAUUGUCGUAGUAAGAAUUAGAGGUCAAAUCGGGCCUAAAAAAUCCAGCCUGACCAGGCCCAUGCCCGCGGGUAUUGAAGCCCGACCCGGCACGAUCAAUUAACUUGAUUUGCAGGCCCGAGCCUGAAAUAAACCCAAAAUUAGUAAGAAAGGGAGGGGAUGCGUCAGUCAGACCUGGACAAAGCAGUGCUUGGGAUUGGUUGCGUUUUGUGUGAUCACAUUUGUGACGAUGCCAUAAUGAUAAAUUAAAGCCUCUCUUAAUACAGAUGUUUGACGAUCAUUUCUGACAGUGCUGUUUUUUUAAAUGCUCGCUCAGUGUCGAGGUGCCAUUCUCUCUGCUCUCUUGUGAGAGCAAAGUGCCACAUUUGUUACAUUCAGCUGACGCUGGAGCAACUUCAACAAUCAAAUUGAAGCAUUUUCACACCCCCGUCUUACCUUUCUUUUCAAUUCCCCCAUCUUUAGUUUGUUUUUAACUUCUUGCUGCUUCAAAUCAAAAUACCAAGGUCAAAAAUGUGUCAUGGAUACAGAGUGGAAGAUUAAGAAGAGGGCAUACGACACCUCCGUUUUAUCCAAAUCAUUUAUUUUAUAUCAAGUAUUCCUCGCCAAACUCCUCCCAUGCCUCUGCCUCCUCUGUUUUUGCCUCUGCUACCGCCAAAGCUGUUGUCCGCUUGGCCAGCCGGUACCUGUCAGGUGCCUCAGGAGUCCCACAAGCCAAAAAGGCCCGGUAGGCCUUCUUCAGCUCGACGGCAUGCCGAUUGCAACCACCACACGCAAAACACGCAACUGACUUGAAGUUCCGCUCUGAGACUACCAAUUUGGCCAAAUUUUAAAAUUGUGCUAUAUGCAUAUGUGAUACAUCAUUGGAAAGCAUAAGAUCUCAAUUUUCUGGGGGAAGAACGAUUUUGAACAGGAGGGCAUUUAAAAAAAAAAAAAAAAAAAACAGCAAAACCCUAACUGGAGGCGAGAGCACGCAAGGGCAGGAUUAUAGACGCCACGAUUUUAACGAGAUAUCGCGUACUUCUUUUCGAUCCAAAAACUCCAUGUAGCAUGUAUCGAUCGAUUAUUUAUCAUCUCAAAUAACAGAGAAAAUGCAACAGUAACAAAAAAAAAUUAAUUAAGCCAUAGUUAUGAGGUAGAUAUCUCUGACUUUUUUACAGACACCAUUAUUUUCAUUGUGACGUAAUUUGCUUAAAAGUUUAAAAUAUGCGUGUGUAUAUACACUCACCGGACACUUUAUUAGGUACACCAUGCUAGUAACGGGUUGGACCCCCCUUUGCCUUUAGAACUGCCUCAAUUCUUCGUGGCAUAGAUUCAACAAGGUGCUGGAAGCAAUCCUCAGAGAGUUUGGUCCAUAUUGACAUGAUGGCAUCACACAGUUGGUGCAGAUUUGUCGGCUGCACAUCCAUGAUGCGAAUCUCCCGUUCCACCACAUCCCAAAGAUUCUCUAUUGGAUUGAGAUCUGGUGACUGUGGAGGCCAUUUGAGUACAGUGAACUCAUUGUCAUGUUCAAAAAACCAGUCUGAGAUGAUUCCAGCUUUAUGACAUGGCGCAUUAUCCUGCUGAAAGCAGCCAUCAGAAGUUGGGUACAUUGUGGUCAUAAAGGGAUAGACAUGGUCAGCAACAAUACUCAGGUAGACUGUGGCGUUCCAACGAUGCUCAAUUGGUACCAAGGGGCCCAAAGAGUGCCAAGAAAAUAUUCCCCACACCAUUACACCACCACCACCAGCCUGAACCGUUGAUACAAGGCAGGAUGGAUCCAUGCUUUCAUGUUGUUGACGCAAAAUUCUGACCCUACCAUCCGAAUGUCGCAGCAGAAAUCGAGACUCAUCAGAUCAGGCCUGAAUCGGGCCCAAUCUUCUAUUGUCCAAUUUCGAUGAGCUUGUGCAAAUUGUAGCCUCAGUUUCCUGUUCUUAGCUGAAAGGAGUGGCACCCGGCGUGGUCUUCUGCUGCUGUAGCCCAUCUGCCUCAAAGUUCGACGUACUGUGCGUUCAGAGAUGCUCUUCUGCCUACCUUGGUUGUAACGGGUGCUUAUUUAAGUCACUGUUGCCUUUCUAUCAGCUCGAACCAGUCUGGCCAUUCUCAUCUGACCUCUGGCAUCAACAAGGCAUUUCCGCCCACA